UAUGAAAAUUCUUUCAAAAAAUCAAGAUAUUUAUUCUGUUGAAUUAUUUAAUAAUGAUAAAUCUCUUACAGAAUAUAUAUUUGAAUUACGUCAAAAGAAAGAACAACAAACACAAAUUACAUCAACAACUAAUGAAGUAAUACAAGAAUCUGUUGAACCAAUUCCAGAAUCUGUCUCUAAAAUGACAACACCACCGCCAAUGGUUGAUGAAAAUAUAUCACGAACAUUUAACGAAAAUGCCUGUUCAGUAUCAUUACCAGUUCAACCAAUGAUCAAUGAAUCUCAACGAUUCACUGAAACAAGUCAUAGUAAUAUUUUACCACCACCACCACCACCAACUACUACUACUAGAAAUUUGUCUAGUACAUUAAACACAGAGACCAAAGCAUUGUCUACCAAUGAACAAAAUAGUAAUAGUAUUUUUAAUGAUAAUUUAACAAUUAUGAUCACUGAACAACGUCGACAAAAUCGUUUACUUGAACAAGUUAUUGCAGCAAUUAAUACAACGAAUGCUCUUCUUACACAACUUGUUCAACGUUAA
Molecule: messenger RNA, 541 nt
Organism: Rotaria sordida
Lineage: Eukaryota; Metazoa; Rotifera; Eurotatoria; Philodinida; Philodinidae
Source: the annotation of a GenBank genome assembly